AUGCUGCCGCCCGCGCCCUCCCGCCUCGGGCUGCUGCUGCUUCUGUGUCCUGCGCACGUCGGCGGACUGUGGUGGGCCGUGGGAAGCCCCUUGGUCAUGGACCCUACCAGCAUCUGCAGGAAGGCACGGCGGCUGGCAGGGCGGCAGGCUGAGUUGUGCCAGGCUGAGCCGGAAGUGGUGGCUGAGCUAGCUCGGGGCGCCCGGCUUGGGGUGCGAGAAUGCCAGUUCCAAUUCCGAUUCCGCCGCUGGAACUGCUCCAGCCACAGCAAGGCCUUCGGGCGCAUCCUGCAGCAGGACAUCCGGGAGACUGCGUUCGUGUUCGCUGUAACAGCAGCAGGUGCCAGCCACGCGGUAACGCAGGCCUGCUCCAUGGGUGAGCUGCUGCAGUGUGGCUGCCAGGCACCCCGUGGGCGGGCCCCACCCCACCCCCCUGGCCUGCCCGGGACCCCUGGCCCCCCUGGCCCCCCCGGCCCCACAGCCUCCCCAGAUGGCAGCGCUGCCUGGGAGUGGGGAGGCUGUGGCGAUGACGUGGACUUUGGAGAUGAGAAGUCAAGGCUCUUUAUGGAUGCACGACACAAGCGGGGACGCGGAGACAUACGAGCAUUGGUGCAACUUCAUAACAAUGAGGCGGGCCGACUGGCGGUGAGGAGCCACACCCGCACCGAGUGCAAAUGCCACGGACUGUCCGGCUCGUGCGCGCUGCGCACCUGCUGGCAGAAGCUGCCUCCGUUCCGCGAGGUGGGCGCGCGGCUGCUCGAACGCUUCCACGGCGCCUCGCGUGUCAUGGGUACUAACGACGGCAAGGCUCUGCUGCCCGCCGUCCGCACUCUGAAGCCGCCUGGCCGCGCUGACCUACUCUACGCCGCAGACUCGCCCGACUUCUGUGCCCCGAACCGGCGCACCGGCUCGCCUGGCACGCGCGGCCGCGCCUGCAAUAGCAGUGCUCCGGACCUCAGCGGCUGCGACCUGCUGUGCUGCGGCCGCGGGCACCGCCAGGAGAGCGUGCAACUCGAGGAAAACUGCCUGUGUCGCUUCCACUGGUGCUGCGUAGUGCAGUGCCAUCGCUGCCGCGUGCGCAAGGAGCUCAGCCUCUGCCUCUGAUCCGCCGCCAGGCUCUCUAAACUGCGGGCAGGGCCGCCUUUGGCACCUGCGGGACCUCUGAACUCCAGGAGGGGGCGCUGUCCAGCCCAGCUUCUUGCUUAAGUCCGUCCCAGGCCUCUGGAAACUGAGGCUAGGCGGCGGGGCUUAAAAAAUAUGCCCGACCACCAGACCCGGGACACCGGAUGGCCCCUCACCCCGAGAGGCGCUCUGGGGGCUUCUGGGGAGACUGCACAGGCCCUCUCUGUCCUUGGCACCCAGAUAGAAACCAAAGAGCCAGUCUCUAGGCCUCUGGAUGCAGGGCUCCUGAGAACUGCUAGCCGUGGGGUGGGUGGGUGAAUUUAGUAUCAAUAAAGAUAUUUAAACCAA
Molecule: messenger RNA, 1467 nt
Organism: Manis pentadactyla (Chinese pangolin)
Lineage: Eukaryota; Metazoa; Chordata; Mammalia; Pholidota; Manidae
Gene: WNT6
Product: Wnt family member 6
Exons: 4
Coding region: 1-1101 (366 amino acids)
Biological process (GO): multicellular organism development; cell fate commitment; canonical Wnt signaling pathway
Cellular component (GO): extracellular region
Molecular function (GO): cytokine activity; frizzled binding
Source: RefSeq, a predicted model, not a curated record